Molecule: messenger RNA, 1873 nt
Organism: Megalobrama amblycephala (Wuchang bream)
Lineage: Eukaryota; Metazoa; Chordata; Actinopteri; Cypriniformes; Xenocyprididae
Exons: 6
Coding region: 146-1873 (575 amino acids)
Molecular function (GO): zinc ion binding
Source: RefSeq, a predicted model, not a curated record
UAGUGUACUAUAUGCUGCUCUCAGGCUGCAGUACUCAAUAGAUUCAUAUCGCUGUUAUUUUAGUGUACUAUAUGCUGCUCUCUGCAAAUGUAGUACUGAGUAGUACUACUUUUUUAACCAUUUUAUUUGAUUUUUUUCUAGGCAAAUGGAGAAUAUUUGGCUUGAAGGGAUAAGGCGAAAGUUAAAGAAAUUAAGGGAUGUCAGAGUCAUUCAAGAGGUCAUACCUUUUUCUGGGGAGGAGACUGAUUUCAUGCAGGGUUACAUUAAGAAACUGGAGGAGGAAACCAAAAGCACCUUCAAGUCCGCUGUGUCUACUCAUAAAGACUACUUUUACUUUGCAUGUGAAAGAUCGACCAAAGCAAGUGGGAAAAGCAAAGGAGAACCUACAAAGACAAGAGCUAAUUCCUGCAAAGCUUAUGUGUCAUUUAAAAUAAUCAAAGAUGGUAGUUUUACAGGUGCUGUGGUCAACAAAAUGCUUCAACACAACGGACAUGAUGUGUGCAUGAAAGAAGAGGGCGUAAAAAAUCGCAUUGACCCAGAGCUAUUGACCUUCAUUGAAAUGUGGCUUGAUCAAGGACUGUCAAUUUCAGAAACCCUUUUAAAAUGCGUGGACUGGGCAGAACGUCAUGGACAUAUGGACAAAUAUAAUCGGCGAUAUUAUGUUACACCUGAAGAUAUACGAUUGAUCAAGAAGACCAGUAAUGCUCUUAGUUUUCCUGAUGCGAAAGACUGCAUUAGUGUGGACAAGCUGAUCACAUCGGAGCUGCAGGAACACAUUUGUUACUACCAGCCUUUGAGUGAAAAUCAACCACUUAUAAUUGUAGUGCAGACACCCUGGCAAAAGGAUAUACUUAGAGAACAUCCCCAUACCAUGGUAUUCAUGGACGCUACUUACAAAGCCAUGACAUCAUAUGGUUAUGCAUUUUAUGCUCUUCUUUUGACCAACAGUAUUGGAAGAGCAGUCCCAUUUGCUUACUUUAUUAUUAGUGAGGAAUCAGCGGACAUACUUGCUCUCUGCUUGGAAAAGCUUGUAAAUCACAACCCUGGAUUUCUUCCCAGGUCGAUAAUGAUUGACCGUGACCUUAAGGAACUCAAUGCCAUAAGAAGAGUUUUUCCAACAGCCAAGGUUCUUCUUUGCUGGUUUCAUGUACUCCAGGCUGUACAUAGGUGGAUGGUUAAAAGAGAUGGAGGGAACUUGCCAGUGAAUCAGCGGAAUCUUGUGAUUCAAGCAAUGGUGGCAAUGAAAUCCUGUUUAACGGAAGAAGAGUUCAACAGCAUGUCAUCCAGAAAGUGUGAAGAGCUCGAUACAUGUCUUGGUAGUUCUCAUGUAUCAACCUACCUCAAGAAUCAGUGGAUUUGUUUUGGUGAUUUAUGGUCCAAUUUUGGCAGGUCAUUUUAUCACCAUAACAGCGAAACCAACAACAAGGCAGAGAGAUUUUUUCUUACAAUGAAGUACCAGUUCCUUAAGGGAAGAAUAAAUAGCAGGAUUGAUCAGCUUCUUCGCUUACUGUGUGGUGAUGUCCAAAAAUAUUACAGUUACCUGGAUGACCUCACAGAAACUGGACGAAUCAAAGGAGCAAACACUGAAGAGACCACUAAUGCCGCCCAUUCUAUGAUUGCAAAAGGCCUGGGUGCAAAAGUGGAGAUAAAAAAUGGAGUGUGUUUGGUUCCACCCGACACAAGCACACAAUGUCACAGUGUGGACUUGGUCAUGCACAAAUGCGACUGCAAAAGAUUCCAAUGUGGAUGUGUGUGCAAACACUUAAUUUUUUCACAGAACAUUGCAGAGAAACAAGGACUUAUAAUUCAAGAUCUUAGGGCAGAAGUAGCAAAAAAAAUUGUUGACAGUGAAAUCCUACCUCAGGGUCGAUGA